AUGUCCAACAAUACUGCUCUCGGGAAGGCGAUUGAAUUGGUGACAAAAGCAACCGACGAGGAUACAAAGGGAAAUUAUGAUGCAGCUCUGAGGUUUUAUGAUCAGGCAAUUGAAUAUUUCCUUCAUGCGAUAAAAUACGAAUCACAAGGAGACAAACAGAAGAAUGCGAUACGUGACAAAGUGAAUCAGUAUCUGAAUCGAGCUGAACAGAUAAAACAGUUUCUGAAAGACGGGAAACAGAAGAAACCAGUGAAAGACGGAAAAGAUUCGUCGGAUGAGGAUGAUGACAAGAAAAAGUUCCAGGAUAAACUCUCGGGAGCAAUAGUGAUGGAGAAGCCAAAUGUGAAGUGGGAGGAUAUUGCAGGACUCGAAGGAGCAAAAGAGGCAUUGAAGGAGGCAGUUAUUCUGCCAAUCAAGUUUCCACAGCUUUUUACUGGUUAG
Messenger RNA from Caenorhabditis remanei, 441 nucleotides. RefSeq lists its product as uncharacterized. Lineage: Eukaryota; Metazoa; Nematoda; Chromadorea; Rhabditida; Rhabditidae. The transcript is spliced from 4 exons. Gene Ontology annotation, biological process: vacuole organization; endosomal transport. Gene Ontology annotation, molecular function: ATP hydrolysis activity. The record is from RefSeq and is a predicted model, not a curated record. Bases 1 to 441 code for a protein of 146 amino acids.